Messenger RNA from Gymnodraco acuticeps, 4156 nucleotides. RefSeq names its product autophagy-related protein 16-2-like. NCBI's taxonomy places the organism in Eukaryota, Metazoa, Chordata, Actinopteri, Perciformes, Bathydraconidae. The record is from RefSeq and is a predicted model, not a curated record. Gene Ontology annotation, biological process: autophagosome assembly; negative stranded viral RNA replication. Gene Ontology annotation, molecular function: protein binding. Gene Ontology annotation, cellular component: autophagosome membrane.
GUGACUCUGACGGGUCACAGCAGGAGGGUGACAGCAGCUCGUUUCGGUUUGAAUCUGCAGGUCGUGACGGGCAGCGCCGACAGAACGGUCCGACUGUGGGACCUUCAGAGAGCCUGCUGUGUGCAGGUAGUAGAGGUGCCAUCGUAUUGCAGCGACCUCAUCUGCACUGGGUAUUGCAUCAUCAGCGGACACUACGAUAGCAAGAUCAGAGUUUGGGACACCAGGGCGGUGCGAUGCAUUCAGGAACUUCCCGCCCAUGGGAAAGUCACGUCUCUGGACAUCAGCCCCGACCAUUGCCAUCUGCUCAGCUGUUGCCGUGACGACUGCCUCCAGCUGAUCGACCUGAGGGGGCGGAGCUACGAGCGCGUCUGCUUCAGAGCCGACGGGUUUAAAUGUGGCAGCGACAGCACGAAGGCUGUCAUCAGUCCAGACGGCUGCUUCCUCGCCGCUGGAUCAGCUGACGGUGCAGUUUACAUCUGGAACGUUUCCACCGGCAACCUGGAGACCCGCCUCCCCGACAAACACAGUUCGUCCAUCAGCGCUGUCUCCUGGUCUCCGUCGGGCGAAUACGUCGUCAGCGUGGACCUAAGUCGUCGGGCCGUCCUCUGGAGGGACGUCUGAUAAAAAAGGUCAUCGCAAAACAACGCACCUUAACGAGGAAAAUAAUCUGUCUUUUUUUUCUAAAGGUCACCUAUUAUGCAAAAUCCUCUUCUUCAUGUCUCUUCUACAUCAACAUGUGUACCCUCCCCCCCCCUUAUCACCUGAAUCUCCUCCUAGAGCACCAUUGAGUUAUUUGUAACCAAAUGUCUCUCAGAGGGGCGUGGGGAGGGGCUCCUUAUUUUCAUCUAAAGUAACAGACAGAGAAUCAGCACUUUGGAAACAGGGCUGAAACAGAGGGGAUUAUGGGUAAUGCUGCAAUGAUCUGUUUGGUGUUUCAGCCAAUCAGAGACAGGCUCUGGAUAUAUCUGAGACCUGAUAUAUUGAUGGAAAAGAGUAUAAUAGGGGACCUUUAAGCUGUGUGUUGAUUGGAUAACGGGAUGUGGAACUUCCUGCUUUUGUUGCAUUUUGUGAAAUAACUGAGCAUUAAUACAAACAACAACAAUAAAGGUAAAAUGUUUUUUUUAAAGGGGAUACUACAAGAAGUUUUACCGGGUUUGAAAUGAAAUACCGACGCUGCUAAAUGACGUAGAAACAAACAGCUAAAGAAAAUAUUUAAAAUAAAAUAAUUUCAGUGCUCUCUAUUUUUCUCAUACUGCCUGUGCUGCAGAACCUCUUUUCACCCUCUGUCUGAAACCAGAGCCCAGUCUUCUCUGAUUGGUUAGCUGGCCUGCUCUGUUGUGGUCAACCGAUUGUGAUGUCCUGCCCCCUUAGCCUAUCAUCCACAAUGUGUUGGAGCGCUAGCCAAUAGGAGCGCGAGUGUUCCGUAGUGAUGUCACUAUGUUCUUGAAGUAAAUUACACGGUUUCAGUGACUCUACAGACCGUAAAGUAUUAAUAUAAUUAAUAUAUUUUUUAACGUGUUUAUCAAAGAGGAUGACACAACAGCUGGUGACCGAAUUGCUUUAUUGAGAAAUUGAAAAUACUGUUCAAAAAUUGUAAACGGAUCUCAGAUAAAGAAUAUAAAGAUGUAAAGCAGGGUAACAUAUAAAGAACAUUUUAUUUAUUUAUUUGUUUGAGGGAAUAUUGUUUUGGUUCAUUAUAAAAUAUAUUUCUUUUUUCAUGUUAUUUAUUCUGGGAAUAUUUGUUUGUGUUUGCUCGUUAAUGUUCAGCUUCAGGGAUUUUAAAAGGGAACUUUCAUUUGUUAUGAAUUAGGGAAAAAAGCUCAGAGACAAACUGUCCUGAGCUCAGAGACAAACUGUCCUGAGCUCAGAGACAAGCUGUCCUGAGCUCAGAGACAAACUGUCCUGAGCUCAGAGACAAAGCUGUCCUGAGCUCAGAGACAAACUGUCCUGAGCUCAGAGACAACUGUCCUGAGCUCAGAGACAAGCUGUCCUGAGCUCAGAGACAAACUGUCCUGAGCUCAGAGACAAGCUGUCCUGAGCUCAGAGACAAACUGUCCUGAGCUCAGAGACAAACUGUCCUGAGCUCAGAGACAAACUGUCCUGAGCUCAGAGACAAGCUGUCCUGAGCUCAGAGACAAACUGUCCUGAGCUCAGAGACAAAGCUGUCCUGAGCUCAGAGACAAAACUGUCCUGAGCUCAGAGACAAACUGUCCUGAGCUCAGAGACAAACUGUCCUGAGCUCAGAGACAAGCUGUCCUGAGCUCAGAGACAAACUGUCCUGAGCUCAGAGACAAACUGUCCUGAGCUCAGAGACAAACUGUCCUGAGCUCAGAGACAAACUGUCCUGAGCUCAGAGACAAGCUGUCCUGAGCUCAGAGACAAACUGUCCUGAGCUCAGAGACAAACUGUCCUGAGCUCAGAGACAAACUGCCGGCACAAACAACACAGAUAAAGCUGUGUAUUGUGGGAUGUAAGCAGAUAGGGGUUCAUUCAUGCUUUUGUAACAACAGUAAUAACAGACAGGGGCGGACUGGGACUAAGAAUCAGCCGGGACUCUCGACCGGCCCACUUCGGUACCGCAAGUAAAUACAGCUAGUAAAUUGUCGACGGGGGGUUCUAGUGACUUAUCCAACCGGCCCACAUCUCUCCGUCCGACCGACCCACUUCAGUACCGGCAGCCCAUCGGGAUUCGUCCCGAUGGCCAGUCCGCCACUGAUAACAGCUGGGAUUCACCCCCAAUCUUUCACUCCUGUUCGGAUACUGUUAGCUCUUCCGGCUUAGCGCUAGCAGCGUCUUAUAAGAUAGAGCCCAGUCUCACAAAAAAACAUGUAAUAGCUACGUUUGUCCACAGUGCAAAACGUAGUAUAUUUACAAAUAACCCUCUCUAUAUUUUUGUCCAAUUAAUUUCUAAUGGUCCGUGUCACGUGAUCGCAAACUUUCCCACUGAGAAAAAAAAACAUGGCGGACACCCGAUUUAAUUUUAGUGGAAAAUCCUAAAUUGUCGGAGAGUUUGGCGUUAAAAUGCUUUUUGAUUACAUUUAGCGAGAAGUUUACAGUAUAUUGUACUUUUAUAGUCUACAUCCAGUGGAUGUGUAGAAUCUUUAGUUUGAUAGAUAUUACGAAGAUUAUUUGAGCUCCAUGUGUUUUUUUUUUACAAAAUAUUGUAUCCCUGUCACGUCCUGAGAGGGUUAUUUGUGAAUAUACUACGUGUUGCCCUGUGGACCAACGUAGCUAUUACACGUUUUUUGUGAGACUGGGUUUGAAGAUAAGUUUUAUUUAGGAAGAUUUAGUUUUACAAAAAGCAAAUGUUCAGUUUCUAUAAUAACUCUCACUGCCAGAGGGUAAACAACAAACAGAAAAAUAAUAUUUGUAAAUAUUUGUUCAUCUAGAGCAGUGUUUCUCAAACUUUUUCAUACCAAGGACCACUUAACCAAUAAAAAAACACUCGCGGACCACCUAACUCCACAAAUAUCCAAAAACACAUCGUUUUUUACAAAUCGCCUGAAUAUGGUACAAACAAGUGGCCACAUGUGUGAUGAAGGUGUUUAUCUGGGCUAUAUCAUGCAAUUGGAAGUGAAACUUAAGCUCGCUCCAUUGCGGAGAUAUUCCCGCGAGAGUGCGGAAAACUUAUUUAUUUCAAAUGUGAAAUUUUACCAAUAUACUCACGGACCACUAGGGGGCGCUCACGGACCACCAGUGGUCCGUGGACCACACUUUGAGAAGCACUGAUCUAGAGACAUGAAAGGUCCGUUUACCUCUAUUUAACGUUAGAUACAGGAGGUGUGUGGCGUAGUGGACUAGCGCAUUGGUGUUGGGAUCAGGGGAGCACAGGUUCGAACCCCACCGCAGUCAACAUGUCGUUGUGUCCCUGAGACACUUCACCCCAAAUUAUGUAAGUCGCUUUGGAUAAAAGCGUCUAACAAGUGACAUGUAAUGUAAGAUAGCUAGCUGUCGGCCCAGAUUGACCUUUUUAUCAAUACUGAAUAUGAUUUCCUUAAAAACUGUUUUUCUGAUAUUUUGAGGAUAAAUGAUGGAGUUUGUCUCUGAACUUAUGAAAUAUUAAUACUGAGUGAAGACUGUCUGAUAUAUUUAUAAUGUUUACAUUCUGUAAUAAUUUCUAAUAAAUGCUUUCUAAUAAAAUGCUUUCCCACCUUCA